This is a messenger RNA of Linum trigynum, 3375 nucleotides long. Lineage: Eukaryota; Viridiplantae; Streptophyta; Magnoliopsida; Malpighiales; Linaceae. The record is from the annotation of a GenBank genome assembly.
GUUCAUGUGAGAUACAUUUAUCAAAUAAGCAUUGUCCGUGUGGUAUAUGUUUAUUUUGUAACAAAACCAAAUCCAUAGAUAUAGUCAGAUAAAUUAAUAGAUUCGUUAAAAGUGAGGAAUAAUCUAUAAAGGUUAGUCUGAUACCCAAACUCAUCUCCAUUUCUCCACGAUACAAUACUAUAAUCAAAAGUGGAUAAUAAUCGAUUCAUUAAAAGCGGGCGCCACCACUUAUCGAGCCACUUUUGUAUUUUGCUGUUGUUACCAUCGGAUGAGCCGUGACAUGCAACAAUGUUUUUCUGGUAACAAGUCACUCCGUCUCUCCGUUAUCUUCAAAUCUCUUUCUAACUAACCUAUUGUAUUCGAGAUUUAUAAUUUAUUUAACACUUUAUUAACUUUAUUUUAUGUAUGUUUUUGUUUUGUGUGAGAAGAAACACAACAUCACUAUUUAAUUACCAUAUUAUUAUAUUUAAUGUGAAAUUUUUGUGGGUAUCCACAACCAACCCGCAGCGAGUAGUGGUUAACCACUACCCACUGCGGCGCGGGUUCUGGGUAGCAUAAUUCUAUAUUUCUGGAUGUGGUUACCCGCAAAAUGUGGGGCGGGUAACCACACCCACCCCAAUUUCCACCCCUAGUUGAAACAACAGGGCUUGUGGGCUCCGUUGUCUGGAAAAUCGAAGAAGAAAAGUAUAGAUGAAGAAGAGUGGAUUACUUUGGAGGAGAAAGCUCACUCUACAAUCUUGCUUUGUUUGGCUGAUGACAUCAUCACUAAGGUUGCUGCUGAGAAGACUGUGGUUGAAGCUUGAAAGUCUAUAUAUGACAAAGUCUUUAACCAACAAGUUGCAUAUGAAGCAACGUUUGUUCAGUUUGCCUAUGGAGAAAGAUACGUCUCUCAUGAAUCAUCUAUAUCAACUCAAUACUAUCUUGCUAGAUCUGCGGAAUAUUGAUGUUAAAAUAGAUGAUGAGGAUGUUGUCUUAAUUUUGUUAGUAUCUUUGGCACGGUCGUAUGAGAAUUUUGUGGAUUCUUUUAUUAUUGGGAAAGAUAUUUUGACUCUGUAAGAUGUCAGAUCUGCUCUACAUACUAGAGAAGUUCGACAUAAGGCGUCUGGUUCAGGUUCGGAAAAUCAGGCAUCUGGCCGGUUGGCUGCUACGAGUAGUAGGAGACAACAAUCUGGUAAUAGGAAGACGAAUACAAAUUCGAAUUCUGCUGGUUUGAAAGAUGAUAUAUGUCAUUACUGCAAAGAGAAAGGGCAUUGAAAAUUUGAUUGUCCUAAGCUAAAGAAUAAUCAGGAGAAGAAGGAAUCAUUUUGCUGCUGUGGCGGAAGAAACUAGCUAUGAUUCUAAAGAUGGUUUAGCCUUAGCAGUGAAUGAACAGGUACAUCAUCAGGAUGUGUGGUAUUUAGAUACUGCAGCUGAUUAUCAUAUGUGUCCAAGCAAGGAGUGUUUUCAACUUAUGAGCAGAUAGAUGGAGGACAUGUUUCUAUGGCCAAUGGUGAUAUUUCUAAGAUUGUUGGAAAAGGCUCUGUCAGGUUGUGGACACAUGAUGGUUAUGUUCGUACCUUGAACAAUGUUAGGCAAAUUCCAGAGAUGUCUAAGAAUCUGAUAUCUUUGAGUCUACUCGACAACAAGGGUUUCAAUUUCAAAGGUGAAGGUGGAGUGUUGUCUGUCUACAAGGGUUCUAAGGUGAUUUUGAAAGGUGUCAUGUGUGGUGCCUUGUAUAAUCUACAAGGUUCUAUCUUGACAUGUUAUGUUGGUGAUAAGUGCACCAAGUUGGUUCUGAAUGACAAGUCUCACUAUGGAUUAGACUUGCCGAAUGGUUUGAGUUGUUGACCGCCCUUAGGGGCAUUUGGAGGCAGGGGAGAUUCUGUUACAGCUGAUUUGGAGGAGUUUGGUACGUCUGGCAAUUUUGAUUGCAUCUGAGUUUGGCGAUUUGCAUCGCGUUUAAGUUUGGUGAUUUCGAUCACAUCUGGAUAUCUGGCGAUUUCGAUCACAUCUGGGUAAAUUUGGCGAUUUGGAUUGUGUUUGGGUACAUCUGACAACUUUGGUUGCGUCUGGUACAUUUGGUAUUUGAGAGAGAAUUCAAGUCAAGGUGGAGAUGUUAGGAUAUGACUUGAAUUUGAUUUGGGUUUGUUUUGUGUUUUGGGCCUAUUCUGUUUGGUUUUGGGUUUGGGUUUUGUUUUGGCCUUUUUCUUGUAUGUUUGGAAAAGGUAUUUGGUUUUCUGUCUGUCUAUUAGGAGAAGAGCCCUAAUCUGUAGUAAGGGUUAGUCAGGUUAGUUUGUUUGGUUUGUCCGUGCGGAAUUUGGUUUGUAACCUGUACUCUCCUCAAAUUAGUGAAAUUUGUUCUCCUCUGCCCGUGGAUUAGCUAGCACACAUUGUGUUAGUGAACCACGUUAAAUUUGUGUUCGUUCGUGUUGAUUUGAAUUAUCGAUUGCACGCUUCUGUUCUGAUAGCUAGGAUUUCCAAUUAGGAGGGGUGUUGAUUUUUUCCCCAACACAUAUAAAGUGAUGAAGAAAAUAUUUAAUAUCAAACCCAAAAUUAUUCACAAUCAUUUUAUGUAAAAAUCAUUUAAACUUAUUCCAAGACUACAAAAUUUGACAUAUAUUUCAAUAUAAAAUAGCUUAAAUUGGUCCUUUUCUUCAAUAGAUAAUUGAAAUUAUCAAUACCACAAAAAUGAUUAUGUUCACAUAGUGGCCAAAAGUCAACUACAAAUACCGCAAAUCGAGCUAGAUGCAUUUUGAAGGCCUGUUUAGCCAAGAUUUAACCAUUUUAAAUAGUAACACUUUAAAGUUUUGAAUAAAUUUACUUGCAAAUAGACUUGUCAAGAAAAUAAGGUUAAAAACAUAUAGGAGACUUAGCUACGAAAUUGAAAAGAAAAUUAGGGGAAAUGUUGUGGGGGAGAGCCAAUUUUAAGCAAAAUAAACAACACAAAAUUGAAAAGAAAAUCAGGUGAAAGAUUGUGGGGAAGAGCAAAUUAAACACAUUAGAAAACCAUCCUCUAAAUGAUGAUAUUUCUAUUAGGAAAAGUUCAAUCAGAAACUUAUUACAUGCUAGCGCUACUGCUGUAGUGGGAGGCGAGGUUAACAGUAAGUGGACGAGAAUUAGUAGUUAAUUCCACAACAUCCCCAUUAGGAGAUCAAACCAUUAUCCUCCUUAUCAGUUUCAAGAAUUUUAACAUGUCAAACCACUAAGCUAAAUUAGUUCUUUGUUGUAAUGCUUCACUUCUGCUAGAAUUUAUAAGUUUAGGGGGGCCAUGCUACCCCAACAUACUGAUACAAGCUGGCUCCGUCCCUGAUUAAUGAUGAGGAGUUUAAAGUAAUGAUGAUAAUACCAAUUUGCAUAGAAUUUUGUUUUUCAAACAAAUAAAAUUAUAAAGCAUGC